Molecule: messenger RNA, 966 nt
Organism: Epithele typhae
Lineage: Eukaryota; Fungi; Basidiomycota; Agaricomycetes; Polyporales; Epitheliaceae
Product: Pex12 amino terminal region-domain-containing protein
Exons: 6
Coding region: 1-966 (321 amino acids)
Biological process (GO): protein import into peroxisome matrix
Cellular component (GO): peroxisomal membrane
Molecular function (GO): zinc ion binding
Source: RefSeq, a predicted model, not a curated record
AUGUCGCCACCCUUGCCUUCGUUCCCCCUGGCUCAACAGGCGCAAAUAAUCCGUUCAAAUCAACGGGAUGUAUUCCAGGUCGCGAGCUUGCGCGAGGAAGCGGAGAAUGUGCUGCGCUCGUGGCUAGGGACCAGGUGGCUGACGCGCUGGGACAAGGAGAUUGAUUUUGCUGUAAACAUUCUCUACUACGGGCUUACUGUCGGACUGGGCUCGCAAACUCUUGGAGAAGAGUAUACAGACAUCUGGCUUCACCCCUCUCGCACACGACGUCGCCUCAACCCACGAUUGCGUGCUGCUCUCGUUCUGCUGCCCACACUCCCCUCCUACCUUCUUCAUAAGUGGGGCGCAUCCCUUUCCCAAACUUCUCUAAUAGGUGCAACGCUGCGCAAUAUCCCUACCCUGCUGGAAGUCUUGGCGGAAGUUAAUCUUGCUAUCUUCUACUUGAGAGGUACAUAUUACAAUCUCGUGAAGAGGCUACUAGGGAUCAAAUACAUUUCUGCCAUUCCGGGGAACCCCAAUGCACGACCUCCUUCAUAUGCUCUGUUGGGAAUAUUGCUGGGCGUUCGCCUCAUCCACAGAGCUCUGACAUACCUCCGCACGCGAGCAAAACCAGGCGCGGUCAAUGGCACGAAGGGAAAACGAAUAUCAGAUGGCGAGGACGAAAUUUACAUUGAUGACCGUCGAAUCUCCACGAUUCUUGAAGACGCGAACGUGGAGGACCCGCCCCCUGUGCCGGCAGAUGAGGAUGAACGCACUGUUCUUGACGUAGCCAAUUUGCCACCAGCAGUUAGGGCAGGAAGAACGUGCACGCUAUGCCUGGAGGAACGUACAGCGACUUGCGCUACAGAUUGUGGUCAUUUGUUUUGCUGGAAUUGCAUCGUAGGCUGGGGUCGGGAAAAGGCGGAGUGCCCACUGUGUCGACAAUCACUGAACCUAGCCUCACUGUUACCCAUAUAUAACCUGUAG